Molecule: messenger RNA, 249 nt
Organism: Dovyalis caffra
Lineage: Eukaryota; Viridiplantae; Streptophyta; Magnoliopsida; Malpighiales; Salicaceae
Source: the annotation of a GenBank genome assembly
AUGGCAGAUGAAAUACUUACAUGUGGAAUAUUUUCCUGGACUUGCCAAUCUGCGUUGGGUAAUCUUGAGGCUAGAGUGGGAUCACAAAAGUACAGGGGAUGGAUGGAGCUUUUGAAAGACUUUGCUUUCCUUUAUAUCAUUCUCAUGCGUUUUUUCAUUGAGAGUGGCUUGAUGACCCCAACGAUGAAAAUCCGAAGAGACAAAGUUGCAGGACUAUACGAAGAACAGAUAGCCAAUCUCUACAAGUAG